Messenger RNA from Penicillium argentinense, 1119 nucleotides. RefSeq lists its product as uncharacterized. The record is from RefSeq and is a predicted model, not a curated record. Lineage: Eukaryota; Fungi; Ascomycota; Eurotiomycetes; Eurotiales; Aspergillaceae. Bases 1 to 1119 code for a protein of 372 amino acids. The transcript has a single exon.
AUGCGAUCCGUUGCCGGCAUUCCGUUGAUCCUGUCGCUGAUCAUCUUCCUCGUUCUCACACCCACGGCACUCGCAACCCCGCUGUCCCUGGAGGAACAGGAAGGAAGCACUCUUGAAGCGCGAGGAUGCUCCAACCCAUGCGGCUUCUAUAGCCAGCUGUGCUGCGCGUCCGGCGAGACUUGCACCACGACAGACAACGGUCAGGCCAAAUGCGUCUCUGGCUCAAGCGGUAGCAGCGGCGGCAGCAGCGAUAGCUGGGAGUACUUUACAACCACUUAUGUCGUCACCGAAACCGACAAAUCCACCAUCACUUCCGUCUGGAGUAGUCGCGCUCAUGCUGCGACUGGCUCGUCCUCAGGGACUUGCCGUGUCGAUCUGGGCGAGUCCAAGUGCGGCAGCACCUGCUGCGACGCAGCACAAGAAUGCCAGGACGGCGAGUGUGUCGCCGAAAGCUCUUCCGCUGCCAUAACGGGCGCGGAGGCCACAGGAGAGGCGACUCCUGGCGUACGAGGAACGAGCAGCGGGGCAGCUACAGUGACGCAGACCUCAGCACCCACCACCACCGAGGGAUUCAUCGCGCCAGUGGGAACAAAUGGGGCCGAUCUGUUUGGAGCGAAGGCCGCUUCAAGUGGAGGUGGUUUGAGUGGCGGAGCGAUUGCAGGUAUUGUGAUUGGUACAAUUGCAGGUGUCAUCCUACUGCUGCUCCUCUGUGGUUGCUUGUGUUUCAAGGGCGCACUGGAUGGUCUUCUGGCCGCUUUGGGGAUCAAGAAACGCCGCAGAAACGAGACGACUUAUGUUGAAGAGCGCUACUCUCACCACUCGGGCAGCCGGCCUCGUCCUCGACCUGCGGGUGGUAGAACUUGGUUCGGCACGAGACCUGCGGCCUCGGACAGCGAAAUCAGCGAGAAGAAGAAGUCCAAGUGGAGUGGCUGGGGCACAGUUGCAAUUGUACUGGGCGCUCUUGCUCUUUGCUUGGGAUUGAAGAGACACAAAGACAGAGAGCACGACGACGACGGAUCUUCCUACACCUAUCCGAGUAGUUAUUCCUACUACACCUACGACACAUACACAGGCAGUAAGUUCCCCUACCUCACCUGCGCAGAUUCAUGCGACAAAUGA